CUUAAGCGGACGUCUCAAAGUGUCGGCGCGUCAUGAUGACGACAUAGAUGUCAAAUGUGGUUUUUCCGAGCUAACAUGCUUCUGUAAAGGCUGUAAACUUGAAAUUAUGUCUUUGAACCACCUGAGUCUGCUGCGCCCCCUGCUGUGUCAGUCCAUGGUGCGACAGGUCAGGUCUCCCCUCAUAGCCACCUCCAGGGUCCGUGCACCACUUCUGUGCCCCGAUACCACCUUCUACCCCGCUGCAUGCGCAAGGCUCUAUGCAACCAAGAAGGCGAAAGCCAAGGCAAAGGGCCAGUCGUCUAAGGUGAAUAUUAAUUCGGCUCUAGUGGAAGACAUCAUCAGUCUGGAUGAAGUGAAGGGGGACAUGACAGCUGUUCUCAAUGCACUCAAAGAUGACUUCACACGCAACCUCAGCAUCCGAACCUCGCCAGGAGCUCUGGAUCACAUUGUGGUGACGACACAAGAUGGGAAGUUCCCUCUCAACCAACUGGGUCAGGUCUCCAUGAAAUCCCCUCAGCUCAUUAUGGUCAACAUGAGCAGUUUCCCAGAGGCUACAGCGGCUGCCACCCGUGCCCUCAGAGAGAGUAGCAUGAACCUUAACCCAGAGGUGGACGGGACGAUCAUCAAGGUGCCCGUUCCAAAAGUAACGCGGGAACAUAGAGAAAACCUCGCCAAGCUGGCCAAACAGUUCGGAAACAAGGCUAAAGACUCACUGAGGAAAGUGCGGUCUAAUGCUGUCACACAGGUCAAAAAGACAAAGGAAGGACACUCGGAGGACACCAUACGACUCGUGGAAAAACAGAUUCAGCAGAUGGCGGACAACAUUGCAGUGGACAUUGACAAACAGCUUGCAGCCAAGACCAAGGAGCUGUUAGGCUGACUAAAAGGAGAAUAUGGUUUGUUUGCUACCAACCUACAACUAACUAAGUUCUCUAAAGGAAGGAACCCCCUGUUAUUGACCUAUUAUCACCAUAUAAAGUUCUUAUGGUAAA
Perca fluviatilis (European perch) is the source of this 992-nucleotide messenger RNA. RefSeq names its product mitochondrial ribosome recycling factor (gene mrrf). Bases 107 to 880 code for a protein of 257 amino acids. The record is from RefSeq and is a predicted model, not a curated record. Gene Ontology annotation, molecular function: ribosomal large subunit binding. The transcript is spliced from 8 exons. Lineage: Eukaryota; Metazoa; Chordata; Actinopteri; Perciformes; Percidae. Gene Ontology annotation, biological process: translation. Gene Ontology annotation, cellular component: mitochondrion.